AUGACUGAGGGCUCGGCCGCCACGGCCGCGGCGGCCUCAGCUCCGGGGCUGCGGGCAGGCGGGCGAGGAGGCAGCCGGCCGUGGGGAAGGAAGGCAGAGGGAGGAAGGCGGCGGGCGGGCGGGGGGAGAGGGGGCGGGCGGCGGGGGGAAGGGGCGGGCGCGGCGGCGGCGGCGGCGGGCUUCCCCGCCUCCUCGCCUCGGUGCGCCCCGCGCUCUCUCGGCCGCUGCUCGCCCCGGCGCCCCGCCGCGCCUCGGCCGCCCGCUUUGGCCGCGCCUCCUCCCGCCCUCCGGGCCGGCGCUCCGCUUUCCCCUUCCUCCUGCGCCUCCGCCUCCUUCCACACAAAUACCAACUCCUCACCCCGAGCCCAGAUCUCGCCGCCGCCGCCGCCGCCACACUCCGCUCAGGCUCGGCCUCGCGAGACUUCCGUGCAGCCUCGGCCCGCCCCGCCUCGCUCCUACUUGCCUGCUCGCCCUCUCGCUCCUCCUCCUCUGCCAAUCGAUCUGCCCGUUCGCCGCCGCGGCCCCGCCCACUCAACCCGGGCUCCUCCCGGAUUGGGGCCGCGGGGACGGCCUCCGCGCGCGCUGGCUGCCGCUGCGCGUGACGUCAGCGCGCCGCCGCCGCCGCCGCCGCCGCGAGUCGCGCGGCCCCCGCCCUUCGCGGUGCCACCGCUGCGGAGCCCGCCGCCCCGGGCCCGGGCCGCACUCGGGAGCGGGGCGUCGACGCUGCAGCCGCCGCCUUGGAGCCGGGGUUCCCUGGUGGUGCAGUGGUUAAGAAUCCGCCUGCCGAUGCGGGGGACACGAGUUGGAGCCCUGGUCCAGGAAGAUCCCACGUGCCGCGGAGCAACUAAGCCUGUGCGCCACAACUACUGAGCCUGCGCUCUAGAGCCCACGAGCCACAACUACUGAAGCCCGCGCGCCUAGAGCCUGUGCUCUGCAACAAGAGAAACCCCCACACUGCAAUGAAGAGUAGCCCCCGCUCACCGCAACUAGAGAAAGCCGGCAUGCAGCAACAAAGACCCAAUGCAGCCAAAAAUAAAUUUUAAAAAUAAAUAAACCACUGCAGAGAGAGAGCCUGCUAAGGACUAAAUGUUUCCCCAAGCAAAAUUCAUGUGUUGAAAUCCAGUCUCCAAUGUGAUGGUAUUAAUUAAGAGGUGGGACUUUUGGGAGGUGAUUAGGUCAUGAGGGUGGAGCCCUUGUGGAUGGGAUUAGUGCCCUAAUGGACCCCAGAGAGCUCCUCUGCUCCUUCUGCCCUGUGAGGACACAGUGAGAAAACGGGCAUCUGCAGCCAGGAAGAGACCUCUCACCAGGACCCGACCGUGCUGGCACCCUGACCUCAGGCUUCCAGCCUCCAGAACUGUGGGAAAUAAAUAUCUGUUGUUUAUAAGCCACCCAGCCUAUGGUACUGUGUUACAGCGGCCUGGCCAAGACAGAGUCGUCUCUCACCAUCCGCACUGGGCAGCAACCCCUCCCCAUUAUUCCUUCUCCCUUCUGCAGCAUCGUGGUGUGUAGUUCUGUACUGCCUCGGGUACCUGUUGUUUGUCUCUCCUCCUUCCAUUGUUAGCAAGGGGCUAGUUUUCCAGGCCUUGCACAGAGAGGUGCUUAAUAUGGGAUCUGGACUAAAGUGACUUCCUUCCCGGAGCCUCUGUCUUUCUAAUUCCCAAUGCAAAACGGGUCAGGGAAGGGGUAGAACUAACUAGCUGUCACUUCCUGCUUUAAACUCAGCCUAUCAUUUACACACUGCAUAUACCUGGGGGUGGUUUAACACCUGGCCGCUCUCCCCCCCCCCCCUUAAACCUAGUUGCUGGUUGGUUUUAACAAAGCUCUGAUCCCAAAGCCCAUCAAGGAAU
Molecule: messenger RNA, 1847 nt
Organism: Balaenoptera acutorostrata (minke whale)
Lineage: Eukaryota; Metazoa; Chordata; Mammalia; Artiodactyla; Balaenopteridae
Gene: DEGS2
Product: delta 4-desaturase, sphingolipid 2
Exons: 2
Coding region: 1-870 (289 amino acids)
Biological process (GO): sphinganine metabolic process; ceramide biosynthetic process
Cellular component (GO): membrane
Molecular function (GO): sphingolipid delta-4 desaturase activity
Source: RefSeq, a predicted model, not a curated record